Messenger RNA from Ipomoea triloba (trilobed morning glory), 1055 nucleotides. RefSeq names its product probable aquaporin TIP1-1. The record is from RefSeq and is a predicted model, not a curated record. Gene Ontology annotation, biological process: water transport; transmembrane transport. The transcript is spliced from 2 exons. Gene Ontology annotation, cellular component: plant-type vacuole membrane. NCBI's taxonomy places the organism in Eukaryota, Viridiplantae, Streptophyta, Magnoliopsida, Solanales, Convolvulaceae. Gene Ontology annotation, molecular function: water channel activity. Bases 79 to 834 code for a protein of 251 amino acids.
CAUGCACAAUGUAUUCCAAUCCUCGUGAUAAGAGAUAGUGAGUAGCCAAGAGUAUCAUCGAUUCUUGAUUUUCCGACCAUGCCGAUCCACCAAAUCGCGUUCGGGAGCCACGAGGAGCUCCGGCAGCCGGGCAACCUGAAGGCGGCCCUGGCGGAGUUCAUAUGCACCCUCAUUUUCGUGUUCGCCGGCCAGGGCUCAGGCAUGGCCUUCUCCAAGUUGACUAACGACGGCCCUAGCACCCCCUCCGGCCUUAUCGCCGCCGCCAUUGCCCACGCCUUCGCUCUCUUCGUGGCUGUUUCCGUCGGAGCCAACAUCUCCGGUGGCCACGUCAACCCCGCCGUCACCUUCGGGGCCUUCGUUGGCGGCAACAUCACCUUCUUCCGCGGCGUCCUCUACGUCAUCGCUCAGCUUCUUGGCUCCACCGCCGCCUGCUUCCUCCUCGAGUUCGCCACCGGCGGCAUGUCAACUGGGGCUUUUGGUCUGUCCGGAGUGUCAGUAUGGAGCGCUCUAAUCUUCGAGAUUGUGAUGACCUUCGGGCUGGUGUACACCGUAUAUGCCACCGCCGUGGACCCAAAGAAGGGAGAUCUGGGAACCAUUGCACCAAUCGCCAUUGGUUUCAUUGUUGGAGCCAACAUUCUGGCCGGCGGGGCCUUCACCGGCGCGUCCAUGAACCCAGCAGUCUCAUUCGGGCCGGCGGUAGUGAGCUGGACCUGGACCCACCACUGGGUGUACUGGGCCGGGCCCAUCAUCGGCGGCGGGAUCGCCGGCGUCGUCUACGAGCUCUUCUUCAUCACCCACCACACCCACGAGCCCUUGCCCCGUGGAGAAUUCUAAGAACUCAAACUUCCAUUUUCAUUUAUUGUUUGCUUUGUACUUGAGCACUUUUUUCUUCUCAUCUGAUCGUGUACGUUCAUGCUUUCCAGUUAAAUGUUGACUGUACCGCCAUGUUCUUUCUGGGCUUUAAGCUUUAUCUUCUCAUCUCCACUUUCCUUUCUCUUAGUACAAUCUUUCUCCUUGCUAUAAAUGUGUUCUGAAUUGAAGCAUGUGUUUCUAUA